AUGAAAGAUAAUCGCACGGGAGCUGGUUACUCCCAAUGGCCGUUUCAAAGAGCUUUCAAAAGAUUUACAUAUGACCACAACAGCGCAGGGGCAGCUGAUUCCGUUAAACGAACUCUUAGACAAAGGUUUAAGAGUAUUCGGAAAGAAAGAGACGGUCACAGAAUUAGAAAAUGGAAAAACAAUAAAACCCCUGCUUCAAAGAAAACUGGACGCAUCCUUGGGGAGCCAUUUGACCAAGAUGUUUCAUCAGGCGAAUUGAGGAUCAUCAGUGGUAUCAGCUGCUUUGAAGAUGCUGACGAAAAUGGUGAUGAAAACGACUACGAGUAUCGAGAUGAGCCCUCACUUGAAGAAAUUCCCAUCCAGAACAGUGCUGGCUGUGGAGUUGUCGGUCCAUCAAAAUUAACUUUCAAGGAACAACGAGAACUUCUGAGAUAUCAAAAAAGCGAACACUAUAACUUAUCCAGAGCAGCAUUCGUAUUGGAUUCAAAAGAAUUUGCGAGUAAUGAAAGCAUCUAUCCAUCGCACGAAAAUAGUUUGAAAGGUAAUCACCUAGGUCCUGAUUGCGCUACAAGUGAAUGUUAUGGAAGUAGUACACUAAAACGUUUUCAAUACUCACUUUUAUCGAUGUUCAAACUUGCGAACAAGAAUACGACUGAGCAGUAUAGUGAUAGACCAACUUCGAAGAAUCAAUUCAAUGUCUCAGUCCCACAAUCCGACUUUGCUAUCAAAAUGAGCAUGUCGUACUUUAGUCAUAUUCCCACAGUGUUUACCGAUUUCAAAACAGAGGAGGACUCACCUUAUGGCAACCAUGCUAAAUACUUCAUAUAG
Messenger RNA from Zygotorulaspora mrakii, 828 nucleotides. RefSeq lists its product as uncharacterized. The transcript has a single exon. The record is from RefSeq and is a predicted model, not a curated record. NCBI's taxonomy places the organism in Eukaryota, Fungi, Ascomycota, Saccharomycetes, Saccharomycetales, Saccharomycetaceae. Bases 1 to 828 code for a protein of 275 amino acids.